AUGUCUCUGCCUCUGGCCAGAUCUCUUCCAGCCCUGCUCAGCCACUGGUGGCACCAGCUGAGGUUUUGCCAUGAGAACAAGAAAGGAUGGGACGAGAUGUUGGAUGAGACAUAUCUGCUUCACAUCAAACUCACAAAUGACAUUCCUCUCUUCUAUGCGGCUAAAACAAAUAACAUUGCCUGUAUCAAGAAACUGCUAAGCUCUGCAUCCACUAACAUCUUUGAAAGAGGUGCUCUUGGAGAGACAGCGCUUCAUAUUGCUGUGAUGAAUGAUAAUGUGGAGGCAGCAGUGGCUCUGAUGGACGGGGCUCCUGAACUCAUCAACGAGCCCAUGACCUCUGAGCUUUUCAAAGGUGUCACUCCUCUCCACAUUGCUGUGGUGAAUCAGAACAUCAGUUUGGUCCAUCACCUCAUUAGUCAUGGUGGUGAUGUGGCUACACCUAGAGCCACUGGGCUGUACUUUCGGAAGAGGAGAGGAGGACUCAUUUACUUUGGUGAGCACAUCCUGUCUUUUGCUGCAUGUGGUGGGAACAAGAACAUUAUCUCUAUGGUAAUUGAUGCAGGGGCCAGCACCAGGGUCCAGGACUACCUAGGCAACACAGUGCUUCACAUUUUGGUUCUGCAGCCCAACAAGGUAGCUGCGUGCCAGUCCAUCGACCUGAUAAUGACACGAGAUGCAGAGCUGCAGGAGCCAGUGCCACUUGACAUGGUGCCCAACCUCCAAGGCCUUACACCAAUGAAAGUGGCUGCCAAAAAGGGAAACAUUAUGGUCUUUCGACACCUGGUUAAUAAAAGGCGUUUAUUCCUGUGGCGCCGGGGCUCUUUUUCUUCUAAGCUCUAUGACCUGACAGAGAUCGAUUCCUGGGCUGACAACAUGUCAGUGCUGGAGCUUAUUGUGAGGAGCCACCACAAAGAGGCGAUGUUACUACUGGAGGUGACCCCAGUGAAGCAGCUGGUCAGUCUGAAGUGGAACCUGUAUGCAAAACAUUACUUCAGGGUGCUGAUGAUUGUGUAUCUGCUCUACAUCUCAAUCUUCACAACAUGUUGUUUUUAUCGCCCUCUGAUGGACAUGCCGGAGAACUACUCAAAGCCAAGCUUAGACAAAACCAUCUCAUUCAAAACCAUCUAUAUUCAGAAACCACUCAAGGAAAGUUAUGUGACACAUCAGGACCAAGUGCGACUGGCAGGCGAGAUCGUCAGCCUCCUGGGAGCUGUUGCCAUUUUGUUGCUUGAGGUCCCCGAUAUAGCGAGAUUUGGUGUAAAGCGUUAUUUUGGCCAGACAGCACUGGGAGGCCCCUUCCAUGUCAUCCUUAUCACCUUCGCAUGUUCGGUACUGUUGCUGCUGGUGUUCAGAGUCUGUGAUGUGCAACGAGAAGGCGAUGUGAUGGCAGUGUGUUUGGUUUUCUGCUGGUGCAAUGUCAUGUUCUUCUCUCGAGGAUUUCAACUGAUUGGUCCUCAUGUCAUCAUGGUACAGAAGAUUAUACUUGAAGAUCUGGGAAGGUUUAUGUGGCAGGAGUUCAUUUUCUCACUUGCUUUUGCCAGUGGCACUUGGAUAAUUUAUAUGACCCAGGACCCUGCUGCUCUGCCUACAUAUGUCAACUUCCCCAUUACUCUCUACUCUGAGUAUGAGUUUGGUUUGGGCAUGAUAAAUCUACCUUGGGACCCCACCAUCUAUGCGCCCCCAAUCAUUUACGUGUUUCUCAUUGUCUUCUCAAUAAUCGCUGGCAUCCUUUUUGUAAAUCUACUGAUAGCCAUAAUGACUGACACAGAGUGGAAGGUGGUCAAAGACAAAGAUCUGCUCUGGAGAAUUCAGGUGGUGUCUACAAUUUUAAUGCUGGAAAGGAAGCUGCCACGCUGCCUGUGGCCUCGUUUCGGAGUAUGUGGGCUAAAAUAUGGCCUGAAGGAUGCCUGGUAUCUCAGGUAA
Molecule: messenger RNA, 1923 nt
Organism: Monopterus albus (swamp eel)
Lineage: Eukaryota; Metazoa; Chordata; Actinopteri; Synbranchiformes; Synbranchidae
Product: transient receptor potential cation channel subfamily V member 6-like
Exons: 15
Coding region: 1-1923 (640 amino acids)
Biological process (GO): calcium ion import across plasma membrane
Cellular component (GO): plasma membrane
Molecular function (GO): protein binding; calcium channel activity
Source: RefSeq, a predicted model, not a curated record